Messenger RNA from Ilex paraguariensis (yerba mate), 1050 nucleotides. The record is from the annotation of a GenBank genome assembly. Lineage: Eukaryota; Viridiplantae; Streptophyta; Magnoliopsida; Aquifoliales; Aquifoliaceae.
AUGACGAGGGCGCCUAGGCGUAAGGCAAGGUUAGGCAAGUCCAGGUUAUCUCAAGUGUCCAAGUGUAUCAUCGACCACCAAGCACUACCGUGUCUUCUGAACCUGUUGAACAGUAAUUAUAAGAAGAGUGUGAAGAAGGAAGCUUGCUGGACUAUCUCAAACAUCACUGCCGGCACCAAGGAUCAGAUUCAGGCUGUAAUUGAGGCUAGUAUAAUUGGUCCUCUGGUUCAUCUGCUUCAAAAUGCGGAGUUUGAUAUCAAGAAGGAGGCUGCAUGGGCAAUCUCAAAUGCUACAUCUGGUGGAACUCAUGAACAAAUUAAGUAUUUUGUUAGUCAGUCAUGUAUCAAGCCAUUAUGUGAUCUACUUGUUUGUCCUGAUGCAAGAAUUGUCACAGUCUGUUUAGAAGGGCUGGAAAACAUUUUGAAGGUUGGGGAAGCUAAGAACUUGGCCCGGACAGGAGAUGUAAAUCUCUAUGCUCAAAUGAUUGAUGAUGCUGAGGGGUUGGAGAAAAUUGAGAAUCUACAAAGUCAUGACAACAAUGAGAUUUAUGAGAAGGCAGUGAAGAUUCUUGAGACAUACUGGUUGGAGGAAGAUGAUGAGACAAUGCCACAUGGUGAUUCUGCCCCAUUGGAGUUCCACUUUGGAGGGGGUGAUGUUCCUGUUCCUUCCGGUGGGUUUGACUUCAAGUGAAGGACUCUUCAAGAGAAGUCAUGUUGGACAGCAUAGUCAAGCGUCUGUCAUCUUGUUCUGAACUUGCCCUGGUCCAGUCUCAAGGAGCUGAUUCGGGUUUCCUACAAUGGCCAGAAGUAAAUGCCAGUGAUUGAAUAUAAAUGGUUUGAUUUUUUGGAUUCGUUCAUUAUGGACGCCAUUUCAUAUUUUUGAUGGGUAUAGAGUUGAUGUUGAGUCCUUUUUGUUUUUUGGAAAUUGUUUUGACGUGAUUUCUGGAAUAUCAUUUUUUCAGUUGCUUUUUAUUUUUGCACUCUUAAACCUUUAUUCUUCCAGCUUAUAGUUAUAAGAAAUGUUGGGAAUUUCCUUUCCCUUGGAGUAAUG